Molecule: messenger RNA, 504 nt
Organism: Protopolystoma xenopodis
Lineage: Eukaryota; Metazoa; Platyhelminthes; Monogenea; Polystomatidea; Polystomatidae
Source: the annotation of a GenBank genome assembly
AUGUGGCCCCCGCGCCCUGCUCCGCCUCCCCUCAGCCUCACCAAGUGGGUUGUUGGCACGGGGAGCUAUAGUGCCCUGUCGAGGGUAUCACAAGUGGCUGACGCCGGCAGGUCAAAGCGACGAAACGUCCACUUUUGGAGACGACGGAUUUUUUUGUUCCUGCCCUGCCCGGGGGCCUGUAAAGAUGGGCAAUUAACCGAAAGAGGCAACAGGAUUCGGCAGACGCAGAGGCCAGUUGAGGCGCGCCAACAGUUGGAGUCACGGCGGAGACCCCCCCAAAGGUUCCUUUUGUGCAAUGGCCUCGACGGGAGACCGACCUGGGCUUUGCGCAUGCAGUCGGUCGGCCAAGUUUGCCAGUGCAUUUGCUUUCUUUGUACACUUUGCUCACUCUUGUGUUGCCCUUCUACCUUUUCUCCAUUCCCUUCCCACCACCACCCAUGCACCCCUCAAACACAAUCAACUUCACUCAGCCCAGCUUGGAGCCCUUUAGUCGACUGGUCGUAA